Molecule: messenger RNA, 369 nt
Organism: Ustilaginoidea virens
Lineage: Eukaryota; Fungi; Ascomycota; Sordariomycetes; Hypocreales; Clavicipitaceae
Exons: 3
Coding region: 1-369 (122 amino acids)
Source: RefSeq, a predicted model, not a curated record
AUGACAAAGCCCCAUCCAGCUGCCGGCUGGCAAGCCAAGUACGACCAGCUGUUCCGUACGGAAAAGUCGGCCCAACCGCAAUUCUACCCUAGAAAACAGCGAACAAAGACCCCGACGCCGACAAAGCGCAACCAAAAGCGGCGUCUGUUCGGACCUUGGCAACCUGAACCAGCCCAAGGCGCCAGCUUCCCUGGUUGUCGCCCCCAAUUCAAUGGCCAGGCCUGUCCUCGACUCUACCGGCUCGACUGGAUACAGGUCAUUUCCAUCUCUGGCGAGUACCGGAUGACAGACAUGGAGCUUUUUACCAUCCGGGACGCUGUAUUUGUGCUGAUGGCUCAUCUCAAGACCGAAAGAAUCAGACAAGACUGA